GAUUUGUCAAAGAUUCGAUAGGAAUACCGCAUUCGGCACAAAUUAUUCGCUCGCUAUCAACGCAACAUUUUAGAUAAAAAGCUAUUUUAAAAUUGAAUUUGAAUAUGUGGUCAACGCUGCGUAAUCCAAUUCGCCAGAUUUGCGGGCCACUUAAACGCUACGGACAUGGCUAUCCUGGUGGUGUCCCUGGAGAGAACUUGCCCUUUAGCUUGGAUACUCCAAUGCGCUUCACCUUGUGGUAUAUGAUUGCCGGAGUUCUUGGCUUUGGAGCCCCAUUUUUGGUUUUUCGCCACCAAAUGCUGCGCUCUGUUACUGAGGCGCCCAAAUAAUAGUGCCCCCCUCUGAACAUGCGUUUUAAGCAGUUCGUUACUCCUUAAUUGCUUAAAACGCACGAAUA
Drosophila bipectinata is the source of this 397-nucleotide messenger RNA. It is a transcript of the gene COX7CL, whose product is annotated as Cytochrome c oxidase subunit 7C-like. Gene Ontology annotation, biological process: mitochondrial electron transport, cytochrome c to oxygen. The record is from RefSeq and is a predicted model, not a curated record. Lineage: Eukaryota; Metazoa; Arthropoda; Insecta; Diptera; Drosophilidae.